UUAAGAGGGCAGUUGGUUUUCACUCGAAAUCAGGAGGGCUCUGGUUUUUCUUGUAUUUCAGAGUGUAUCGGUGGAGUUAGAAUCUCUAUUUGGAACAAGUUAAAGAGGUCGUGUGCGCGCGAUUCUGGAAGUGGUUCUGUUUUGAGGGUUAUAUGUGUUUAUGCACGGGGAAUCAGAUUUAUAUGUCUUCAGGUAGAGAUCGACUUCCCGGUGCCUGAUAGACUGCCUUUGUCUGCGGAAGCUUCAUUAUCGAUUGCCAGAGUCAUGCCACCACGUACUGGUAGACGACGCCGGCAGAAUCAGGACGGGAUGCAAGGUCCUACCCAAGGUCCAUCUGUAGGGGAAUCUAGUACGCUAGGAGUUCGAGGUGGUGCAGGAAACGAGCAGUUUGCGAGAACAACACAGGAAAUAGGAAGGCCAGAUAGAGCAGAGCCUAGUGAUCCAGAAAAGGCAUACGGAAUUGAACGGCUGAAGAAGUUAGGGGCUACAGUGUUUGAAGGUUCCACAGAUCCAGCUGAUGCAGAGAACUGGUUGAAUAUGCUUGAAAAGUGUUUUGAUGUGAUGAAUUGUCCUGAGGAGCGAAAGGUUAGAUUGGCCACAUUUUUGUUGCAAAAAGAGGCUGAAGGAUGGUGGAAAUCUAUAUUAGCAAGACGCAGUGAUGCACGUGCUUUAGACUGGCAGACUUUUAGAGGCAUAUUCGAAGAUAAGUAUUAUCCCAUCACAUACUGCGAAGCCAAGAGAGAUGAAUUUCUGGGGUUGAAACAAGGAUCACUUUCAGUUGCUGAGUAUGAGAGGAAGUAUACCGAGCUUUCACGGUAUGCUGACGUUAUUAUAGCUUCUGAGAGUGACAGGUGCCGAAGGUUUGAAAGAGGGUUGCGUUUUGAAAUACGUACCCCAGUUACAGCCAUUGCUAAGUGGACAAAUUUCUCUCAGUUAGUGGAGACUGCCCUUCAUGUGGAGCAGAGUAUAACAGAAGAGAAAUCGGCAGUGGAGCUUAGUCGUGGGACUUCAACAGCUAGUGGAUUUAGAGGCCGUGAGCAGCGGAGGUUCACGCCUGGGAUAAAUAUUUCAAGCCGUCAAGAUUUUAAGAAUCGCUCUGGAGGCCAAGCAUCGAGGAACGUGAGUUAUGGUAGUGUUUUUCAGAGACAGAGCCAGAGAAUACCUAGUCAACCCAUUAGAUCAACAGUAAGAUCGCAACCAGGUCAAGAGUCCAUUACUAGUACCGUCAGGCGAAUACCAUGCACGAGUUGUGGCAGGAACCAUCGGGGUCAGUGUUUGGUAGGUGCCGGUGUAUGUUACCAGUGCGGACAGCCAGGACAUUUCAAGAAAGAUUGUCCGCAGUUGAACAUGACAGUUCAGAGAGAUCAGGGAGUUGGGUCCCAGACAGUUGAGCAAUCGAGAGUUUCAGUGGUUCCAACAGAGGGCACCAGUGGUGCAAGGCAAAAGGGAGUUGUUGGAAGACCGAGGCAACAGGGAAAAGUCUAUGCUAUGACUCAACGAGAAGCAGAGGACGCACCAGACGUUAUUACUGGUACGAUUCUUAUUUGUAAUGUACCUGCAGAUGUUUUAUUUGAUCCAGGUGCUACGCAUUCCUUUGUUUCUAGUAUAUUUCUGACUAAGUUGAAUAGGAUGCUAGAGCCUUUAUCUGAGGGGUUAGCUAUAUACACUCCAGUUGGUGACGUUUUACUUGUUAAUGAGGUGUUACGUAAUUGUGAAGUUUUAGUAGAAGGUAUCAGUUUGCUAGUGGACUUGCUACCACUAGAGUUGCAGAGGUUAGAUGUAAUUUUGGGAAUGGAUUUCUUAUUUGCUCAUUAUGCAUCUAUGGAUUGCCAUAGGAAGGAAGUGGUUUUCAGAAAACCAGGCUUUGCUGAAAUGGUUUUUAGAGGUAUGAGGAAGGCCGUUUCUAGAAGUUUAAUCUCAGUUUUGAAAGCUGAGAAAUUACUGAGGAAGGGUUGCACAACGUUUCUUGCACACAUUGUAAUAGUGCAGAGAGAAAAACUAAAGCCAGAAGAUGUUCCUGUGGUGAAAGAGUUUCUUGAUGUAUUUCCAGAUGAUCUGUCAGGUUUGCCACCUGAUAGAGAGAUUGAGUUCACCAUUGAAUUAUUACCAGGAACAGCACCUAUUUCACAGGCCCCGUAUAGAAUGGCUCCAAGCGAGCUAAAAGAAUUGAAGAUGCAGUUACAAGAACUAGUUGACAAGGGAUACAUCAGGCCUAGUGUUUCGCCGUGGGGAGCACCAGUGCUUUUUGUGAAAAAGAAAGAUGGUACCCUCAGAUUAUGUAUUGACUAUAGACAGUUAAACAAGGUUACAAUACGUAACAAGUAUCCUUUACCACGCAUCGAUGACUUAUUUGAUCAACUAAGGGGAGCAGCGUUGUUCUCUAAGAUUGACUUAAGGUCAGGAUACCACCAGUUGAAGGUUAGAGAAUCAGAUAUUGCUAAGACAACAUUUAGAACGAGGUAUGGGCAUUAUGAGUUUCGAGUUAUGCCAUUCGGUUUAACGAAUGCGCCAGCGGUUUUCAUGGAUCUCAUUAACAGGAUCUUCCAUCGGUAUUUAGAUCAGUUUGUGAUUGUGUUCAUUGAUGAUAUAUUAGUUUACUCAGUUGACAGAGAAUCUCAUGAGGAACAUCUGAGGAUUGUUCUACAGACUCUACGUGAAAAACAGAUAUACGCUAAGUUCAGCAAAUGUGAGUUCUGGUUGGAACAAGUAGUAUUUUUGGGGCAUGUAGUUUCAGCAAAAGGAGUUAGUGUCGAUCCACAAAAAGUAGAAGUGGUUGUCAAUUGGGAAAGACCAAUUAGUGCGACAGAAGUACGUAGUUUCCUGGGUUUGGCAGGAUACUAUAGGCGUUUUAUUGAGGAUUUCUCUCGAUUUGCAUUGCCUUUGACCGCUUUGACAAGGAAGAAUGUUAAGUUUGAGUGGUCAGAUAAAUGCGAGCAAAGUUUUCAGGAAUUGAAGAAAAGACUAGUUACAACACCUAUUUUGGCACUUCCUGUAACAGGGAAGGACUAUCUGAUUUAUUGUGAUGCUUCAAGGCUAGGAUUAGGUUGUGUGCUUAUGCAAGAUGGGAAUGUAAUAGCUUAUGCUUCAAGGCAGUUGAAGGAGCAUGAGUGUAAUUACCCUACCCAUGAUCUUGAGCUAGCAGCAGUUGUUUGAGCACUAAAAAUCUGGAGACACUAUUUGUUCGGGGAAAAGUGCCAUAUUUUCACAGAUCAUAAAAGUCUGAAGUAUAUUUUUGAUCAAAAAGAGCUAAAUCUGAGACAAAGGCGAUGGCUAGAACUGAUUAAAGAUUAUGAUUGUACUAUAGAGUAUCAUCCAGGUAAGGCCAACGUAGUAGCAGAUGCAUUAAGUAGGAAGUCAAGACUUCCGAAGAGUGCCUUGUGUGGUAUUCGAGUAGCUUUGUUGAAUGAGUUAAGAGGUUCCAAGGCAGUAGUAACUACAGAGGAUUCAGGAAGUCUCUUAGCUCAAUUUCAGGUUCGGUUUUCUCUAGUAACUGAGAUUGUAAGAAGACAGUCAGAAGACAGUAAUUUACAGAAGAAGUUUGAGAAAUCCAAGAAAGGCUUAGAGGUGGAGUUUGAGCUAAGAACAGAUGGAGCCAUUGUUAAAAAGGAAGAUUAUGUGUUCCGAAUAUCAGUGAGCUUAAGAAUGCUAUUCUAGAAGAAGCUCACAGUUCAGCUUACGCUAUGCAUCCAGGUAGCACCAAGAUGUACAGAACUUUAAAGAAGACUUAUUGGUGGUCUGGAAUGAAGCAAGAGAUAGCUGAAUAUGUUGAUAGAUGUUUGAUUUGUCAACAGGUUAAACCAGUAAGACAGAGGCCAGGAGGAUUUCUUAAUCCUUUGCCAGUGUCAGAGUGGAAAUGGGAGCAUAUUACUAUGGAUUUUCUAUUUGGAUUACCUCGUACAUCCAGUGGACAUGAUGGUAUAUGGGUAAUAUAGACAGACUCACCAAGACGACACGAUUUAUACCGAUUAAAAUGACAUCUACGUUAGACCAGCUAGCGAGAUUAUAUGUUGAUAAGAUUGUGAGUCAGUAUGGAGUACCAGUGUCCAUAGUUUCAGAUAGGGAUCCGAGGUUUACUUCUAAAUUUUGGCCUAGUUUACAGAAAGCAAUGGGAACAGGGCUAAAGUUUAGUACAUCAUUUCAUCCCCAAACAGAUGGUCAGUCCGAGAGGACCAUCCAAACUUUAGAGGACAUGUUGAGAGCAUGUGUCCUACAACUUAAAGGAAGUUGGGAUACCCACUUGCCACUUAUGGAGUUUGCUUAUAAUAAUAACUAUCAGUCUAGUAUUGGUAUGGCACCAUAUGAAGCCUUAUACGGGAGACCAUGCAGAACUCCUGUGUGCUGGAAUGAAGUGGGAGAGCGGAAGUUAGUUGGUCCUGAGUUGGUUCAGAUUACGACAAACAAUAUUAAGUUGAUCAGAGAAAAUCUGAGGAAAGCCCAAUAUCGACAGAAAAGUUAUGCGGAUAAGCGACGAAGAAACCUAGAAUUCCAAGUUGGAGAUCAAGUUUUCUUGAAAUUAUCUCCAUGGCGAGGUGUUAUUCGUUUCGGAAGAAAAGGUAAGUUAAGUCCUAGAUAUAUUGGGCCAUAUCAGAUAACGGAACGAGUGGGACCAGCAGCGUAUAGACUUGAGUUGCCAAUAGAACUUGCACGAAUACAUGAUGUUUUCCAUGUAUCCAUGUUAAGAAAAUAUAUACCAGAUCCAUCGCAUGUGUUGCAAGAUCAACCAGUUGAAUUAAAAGAAGAUUUGAGUUAUGUUGAAGAACCAGUUCAGAUUCUCGACAGAAAGGAACAAGUUUUGAGAAACAAAACGAUUCCACUCAUAAAGGUUUUGUGGAGACAUCAUGGAGCAGAGGAGGCAACUUGGGAACCAGAAUAUCAGAUGAAGAAGAGCUAUCCGAUACUUUUCAGUUAAGGACAUUCUAAAUUUCGAGGACGAAAUUUUCUAAAGGGAAGAGAACUUCUAAGAGAGAGUUUGGAAGAAGAAGAGAAAUUUUACUAGAAUUUUUAGGUUGAAGAAGAGGAGGAGAACUCAAGCAAAGUGUAUCAAUGGCUGAAUUUUAGUUCAUUCUGCACAUCACUGGUUUUUAAUUCGGUUUGAACUCUUCAAAAGGAAUUAAGAGGUGAGAUUUACAUUUACUGAAAGUUAACUCAUUUUUAAACAAACUUUAUGAAGAACGUUGGAGCAAAUUCGGAUAUUCAUUUGGUGCUUUUUGAUGAAGAAAACAGGGCAGUUGGUUUUCACUCGAAAUCAGGAGGUCUCUGGUUUUUCUUGUAUUUCAGAGUGUAUCGGUGGAGUUAGAAUCUCUAUUUGGAACAAGUUAAAGAGGUCGUGUGCGCGCGAUUCUGGAAGUGGUUCUGUUUUGAGGGUUAUAUGUGUUUAUGCACGGGGAAUCAGAUUUAUAUGUCUUCAGGUAGAGAUCGACUUCCCGAUGCCUGAUAGACUGCCUUUGUCUGCGGAAGCUUCAUUAUCGAUUGCCAGUACGUGUUUUGAGUUGGGCAUAAAGUCUGUUGUGUUGUGAUGUAUUCACACCCUUGUAUGUUAUAGAUACUCCACAGUUUGUAUAAGCUUUAGGAGCUGUAGUUGUGUAAAUUUUGUUGGUUAUAUUUUGAUUAAGGUGUCUUUAGGUUUACUUGUGAAAUCGGUAAAUUUUGAGGUACACUUCAUGUAUGUGUUUGACUAGCUGUGUUUGACUAGCCUAGGAUCCGCUGUGUUUUGUGGCAUGUACAAUAGUUUAUAUACUAGAUUGGCAAGUUCAUCACAUGAAAGUUUUAAGCAGAGUCGACAGAUACAGGUACAGAAAAGCGUUGUUCGUCAGCUUCACGCCAUCUUUCGGUCUAAGGUAGCAGGUAGUCCGGGAGGGGGUGUGACAGGGGACCUCUGUUAGAGAACAUGUCCUGGACAUGAUGAUGCACUUCAAUAUUGCUGAAGUAAAUGGAGGUGCCAUCGAUGAGACUAAUCAAGUUAGCUUUAUCUUAGAGUCUCUUCUGAAGAGUUUUAUACUAUUUCAGAGGAAUGCGUCCUUGAAUAAGAUAGAGUUUAACUUGAUAACCCUUCUGAAUGAACUCCAGCGUUUCUAAAAUCUUACCAAAGGUAAAGGAAAAGAAGUAGAAGAAAAUGUUGCUACUAUAAAAGGAAAAUUAAAAGAA
This is a messenger RNA of Cucumis melo (muskmelon), 6144 nucleotides long. RefSeq lists its product as uncharacterized. The coding region runs from base 265 to 3153 and encodes 962 amino acids. The transcript has 8 exons. NCBI's taxonomy places the organism in Eukaryota, Viridiplantae, Streptophyta, Magnoliopsida, Cucurbitales, Cucurbitaceae. Gene Ontology annotation, molecular function: zinc ion binding; nucleic acid binding. The record is from RefSeq and is a predicted model, not a curated record.